AACAUGUUCCGCAAACGAAUAAUCCCUCUUGCAGGUGCCACUGCUCUCGCCUACUACGGGCUCUACGUGCCUGGGUCUGGAGUCUACAGACAUUUCAUCAGGGAGCCUCAUGACCUCAUCCAAAGAUACGGCCAGGACUCCUGGGCCAUCGUCACCGGAGGCUCAGACGGAAUCGGCAAGGCCUUCGCGUAUGAGCUGGCUAACAAAGGUUUCAACUUGCUAUUAAUCUCAAGAACCGAGUCUAAGCUACAAGACAUCACCAAAGACAUCGAGGACAAGUACAAAGUGAAGGCAAAGUAUUUGGCUAAGAACUUUGACGACUCGCAUGAAGAAUCUUUUUACAAAGAUAUUAUCGAAGAAACUCAAGAUUUAGAUGUCUCUUUGUUGGUAAACAAUGUUGGAAUUGGGUUCAGAGUUGCUGAAGAUGGAAACCAAAUCAAGAAUGAUCUUAACGCCCUUAAGGUAAACUGCUGCUCUCAAACAGCUCUGACUGCUCAUUUUGCACCAGUAAUGAACAAGAGAAAGAUGAAAUCAGGAAUCGUUAAUCUUAGUAGCUUCCAAGGAGGCAAACCUUGUGGUCUUAACCCUGUAUAUUCCUCAACCAAGGGAUAUAAUGAUUUUCAUUCGAGAGCUUCUUCUUGGGAUUAUGAAGGAAAGAUCGAUUUUAUGAGCUUGAGGCCAUCAUAUGUCAGUACUCCUCUUGUAGGAAACAGAAAAGUAUCCGGUUUCACUAUCUCUGCCCAAGACUGUGCAAGAGGUAGUUUAGAUAAGCUUGGUCAUGAUGCAUGGACAAAUGGUCAUUGGAAGCAUGCUCUCUUCUAUCAUAUGUGCUACUUGAUCCCUGACACCCUCUUUCAAAGAAAAUCAUUGAGCUGGAGAAGUAAAUAAGUGGCGUAUAGCCUCCAGAUUUCAAUAA
Molecule: messenger RNA, 916 nt
Organism: Moneuplotes crassus
Lineage: Eukaryota; Ciliophora; Spirotrichea; Euplotida; Euplotidae
Source: the annotation of a GenBank genome assembly